CAUCAUGACAUAAUAUCUGGUCUCCUGCCCCAUCCUGCUGGAUAAGUUUCCUGUUUUCUCUUGGUCCAUAUACAUGUGACUCCAGGCAUUUAUCAUCUACCUAGUGAGGUACAGCGUCCUGGGAUGCCAUCAGGAGCUCGAAUGCCCCAUCAGGGGACUCCCAUGGGUCCUCCAGGUCCCCCAUAUGUUGGAAGCCCCUCAGUGCGACCAGGAAUGCCCCAGACUGUGAUGGAAACAACGAGAAAGCGCACUGCACCCCAGCAAGUCCAGCAGCAACAGGUGCAGCAGCAAGUACAGCAGCAGCAGCAAGCCACUCAGAACCGAACCAGGAGUGCCAAGAGGAGGAAGAUGGCUGACAAAAUUCUCCCUCAGAGGAUCCGGGAGCUGGUUCCUGAGUCCCAGGCCUACAUGGAUCUGUUGGCUUUUGAACGCAAACUAGACCAGACGAUUAUGCGGAAGCGUGUGGAUAUUCAGGAAGCACUGAAGAGGCCAAUGAAGCAAAAGCGGAAACUGAGACUUUACAUCUCCAACACUUUUAAUCCUGCAAAAUCUGAUGCGGAUGACUCUGAUGGCAGCAUUGCAUCGUGGGAGCUGCGAGUGGAGGGGAAGCUCCUGGAUGAUCUCAGUAAACAGAAGCGUAAGUUUUCCUCCUUUUUUAAGAGUUUGGUCAUUGAACUGGACAAAGACCUUUAUGGACCUGAUAACCAUCUUGUGGAGUGGCACAGAACUCCGACAACCCAGGAGACUGAUGGCUUCCAGGUGAAAAGACCUGGGGAUGUGAGUGUGCGAUGCACAUUACUACUCAUGUUGGAUUACCAGCCUCCACAGUUUAAGUUGGAUCCACGAUUAGCCCGUUUGCUGGGAAUACACACACAGACCCGAUCAGCCAUCAUCCAGGCUCUCUGGCAGUACAUCAAAACAAAUAAGCUGCAAGACUCCCAUGAUAAGGAAUACAUUAACUGCGACAAAUACUUCCAGCAGAUCUUUGACUGUCCAAGGCUAAAGUUUUCUGAAAUUCCCCAGAGACUCACGAACCUGUUGCUGCCACCAGACCCUAUUGUGAUAAACCACAUUAUCAGUGUUGACCCCAACGAUCAGAAGAAAACAGCUUGUUAUGACAUAGAUGUAGAGGUUGAAGACCCAUUAAAGGGACAGAUGAGUAGUUUUCUUCUUUCAACAGCCAAUCAACAGGAGAUUACAGCAUUGGACAACAAGAUUCAUGAGACAAUUGAAUCCAUAAAUCAGUUAAAAAUACAACGUGAUUUCAUGCUGAGUUUCUCAAAAGAUCCCAAAGGAUACAUUCAGGACCUUCUCCGAUCCCAAAGUAGGGAUCUUAAGGUGAUGACUGAUGUGGUUGGAAACCCAGAAGAAGAACGUAGAGCUGAAUUUUAUCACGAGCCAUGGUCCCAAGAGGCUGUGAGCAGAUAUUUCUAUUGCAAGAUCCAGCAACGCCGUCAGGAGCUGGAACAGUCUCUGGGAGUGCGUAACACAUAAGCCCUGCUCACGAGAUCCCAUUGGCAUCUUGACCACAGAACUAGUGGACUUAAUGAGUGUUACUUAGCUCACUGUUACACAUGGACCUACUUCCUGACUGAAUGAGCACGUGCCAUCAGCAUACCGGUCAGGACACCAGCUUUAGAGUGACCCUUGAAAAUCCGGCCCAUGGGGGUGUGUCUCAAACCACUCCAGGCCAGAGAUAGCAGAAGAUUUCUGUGCUCCAUGCAGGUGUCAAUAUCAAAGAAGAUUAAAGGUUCAUUCAUUACUUUUCAUCAUUAAUUUUUAGUGGAAAGUUUAGACGCUACACAACUUGGGGCCAUAUUGGACUUUGCCAUAGAGUCUAGGUGGUACGAGUCAGAGGGAGGUUGAGAUGGGAGUUAAAGGACACUACAGAUGUAGAAAAAGGCUAUUCUCAUCCCAUGUUGUUUUAGUUGUUACCUAAGAGUGUCACAUAGUAACUUCACUGGAGUUAGAAAAGAUAGUCCUUCUUAUAGCUGUGGAAUGCUUUAAUUCCCAAACAAGAGUUUCCAUUCCAGACGGAGCAGUGGAAGAGACCAUCUCGCCUUGUGAAAGAGCAACAUAGGAGGUUUUUCAUUCCUGAAAUGAAGAACCUGUCUGAAAGACAGAAUUGUAGUCUAGACAUUUCUUCUGCAAAUGCUUAACACUCCUUCUUUCCCCUGCCCCUGCAGUGAAAGAUGAACUGAAAUACAUAUCACCAGACAGUCUGGAUAUUCUUGAGUGUGAUCAAUGUGCCAUAUCGAGAAGAGGAGGUUUGUCCCCAGGGUAAGAGCCUCUUAGGCAUCCUCAAUCUCCCCAGGGUUAACAAAGCUGAGGUUGAAGCAAAAAUGAGACAUUCUGAAAACUGAAAGUAACUUAAUGGUGCUUUGUUGAUAUCUGCCUUGAGCACAGCAAAUAUUUACAAUAGGCAUAUAAGUAAAACAGAAGAUUAUUAAAUUUUACUCUCGGUGCAUGCCAUUAGGGAUCAGCACUGAGAAGAAUUUCCUUAAUUGUAACUUGAUGCAGAGUCUAAGCGGUACAACUUCAUAUAACGAUGUUCUCUUUCCUUCAGGGCAUUAGGAGACUCCCUAGAUUGGCCUCACAUUCUGAUCAUAGGUGAACUGCCUCUUCCCAUGAAUUAUUAAGUUGUCCGUACUUCAUAUUUACUGUUUUUGUAGGAUGCAGUUGAAUUAUAAAGCACAGUCAGCAUUCAAUAGCAUGGAUGAAGCAUCCUUUGGAAGCAGUCUUUGUAAAUGUACAGCAAAUUCAGACUGUGGAAAUUGCACUGUAUUUACUUGGAAGCAGUGACAUCUGCACCCAACUCCCCAAGUUUUUAAAUUCAUAGAUUAGCUUGUAAUUAAUGACCCAGUGUGAUUUUUAGUUCAAAAAGCAGCUGCCAAAGUAUAGCUUUGUGUUCUUGAAGAUGCAAUCUAGAAGAGGAUUUUGAUGCUACACCUUUCUUUCACUUUCAUGGAAACAGACUAAGUUUGUAUGGGGUGAAGGGAGGAGGCUCUUCUGAGUAAUAUGCUUUGCUGUAAUAUUGUACUUCUCUACUGUCUUUGCCAAUUUCAUAGUUGAAUGAAAAGAUUUCUUCUGUCCGGUCACAAAGUUUUCCCUCUUUCUUUAAUGCCUCUGCUUCCAUAUUAGCAGUGCUGUAGUUUUCUCUCUGUUCACUUUCACUGUGUUCAGAAAAAAUCUUGAAAAUUUUACACUUUAUGGCAGUACCAUCAUGCACAUCCAUUUGUGUAGGAAAAAAGCACAGCUGUACUCUUGGCCCUGAGCAUUGAGGCCUUUUACUAGGAAUGGCUUGGUCUGGAUUUUUUUGUGUGUGUGUGUUGAAAUGCUUUCUUAUGUUUAAACAUGAAAUCCUUCAGCCUUAAAGCUGAGUCUAGUAAGGGACUGUGAGGUUGCCAGACAGUAAGUGUCAUUCAGACCUUCUUUAAUUUAAGAGUCCAUUAACUGGACUACAAGCAAGCAUCACGAAGGAAACCAGUGGGGGUCACCUGCUGCUGUGCUUCCAUAGUUAUUACACUGCUGCCUCAGUUGUGUGCAUGCUGUCCAGUGUAUAAAUCUCUUUCUGUUUGUGGCAAACGGAGCAACUACAGUCAGGGGAUGAAUUCAGUCUCCAGGAAUAAGAAAUGCAGAAUAAUAUAUGUAGGGAUGUGAGAUGGGUGUAGGUCUGGAAUAGAUGUCUGCAGGAUGUCUGCUGGGAAAAUUUAUUUUUAGGGACUUUCCCAUUCAAGUGGCACAUACUUGUGUGG
Molecule: messenger RNA, 3755 nt
Organism: Nothoprocta perdicaria
Lineage: Eukaryota; Metazoa; Chordata; Aves; Tinamiformes; Tinamidae
Gene: SMARCD3
Product: SWI/SNF related, matrix associated, actin dependent regulator of chromatin, subfamily d, member 3
Exons: 13
Coding region: 124-1494 (456 amino acids)
Biological process (GO): regulation of transcription by RNA polymerase II
Cellular component (GO): nucleus; SWI/SNF complex
Source: RefSeq, a predicted model, not a curated record